GAAUUUGCGCUCUCUCUGUCUCUCUCUUUACGCUUCACAUAAAAUGUGCAACUCACAAAAGGCAAGUAACGGUAAAGGCUCUCAACGGUCACAUAGAAAUUCAAAUUUGAACGUCUUCCGACCCAAGUACUACACAGUACAAGCGAAAACGCAAGAAGACCAAAGAUUUGCUCUCUUUCCCCUUAUUCCAACCCUAAACUAAUUCUUGCUGCAAGAAAGUUCCUAUUUUAACUGUUUCUAAACAUUUUUCCCAUUUCCCAAACGCUCCCCAAAGCCCUGAUCUUUAUGGAGAAUAGCCAAUUCACCAAUUUCUACCAAGAACCAGAAACUCAUUUCCCAACUUGCUCCGUUUCUAGGGUUUUUGAAUGGGAGAAAGAUGUAAAGCUGGACCCAGAAAGCAAAGAUUCUUCAAGGGAUGGAGAUUGGGAUUCUUUGGUUGAUUCUAUGGUUUGUGACUCCAACUCAAGACUAAUCCCGUCUGGGUUUUGUAGAUCCAAUUGCACAGAUGAUAUUGUGAUGUUUGUAAAUGCUGGAGGCGAAGUGAAUGAAGCUGAUUCAACUGUAAAAUUUAUUGGUGACACCAAUUUUGAAGGAGGAAAUGUUUUAAGAACCAACGAGCUUAUAAAUGAGGCUGGAGAUUACCCACUCAUUUAUCAAUCUGCGAGAUUGGGUAACUUUUGCUAUCGGUUCGACAACCUUCCUUCUGGAGGCUAUUUUGUUGAUCUUCAUUUUGCAGAGAUUAUAAACACAAAUGGGCCUAAAGGGAUGAGAGUGUUUAAUGUAUUCAUACAGGAAGACAAGGUCUUGUCAGAAUUUGAUAUCUUUUCUGUUGUUGGAGCCAAUAAGCCAUUGCAGUUAGUUGACUCAAGGGUCUCAGUGAAGGAGGACGGAAUAUUAGUGAUAAGAUUUGAACAAAUUAUUGGAAGCCCAGUUGUAUGCGGAAUUUGCAUAAGGAAAGCACCAAAAUUUUCAGUUCCUCAAAAGUCACAAGAAUAUCUAAAAUGCAACAACUGCGCUGCUGAAAUAGAAGUUUCUUCAGAUCAGAAGAAACUCAUGCGAACAAAAGCUACAGAGAAAUAUGAAAAGAAAAUACAAGAACUCAUUAAUGAGUGUGAGCGUAAGACAAAUGAAUGCCACGAGGCUUGGAUGUCAUUGACUGCUGCAAAUGAACAGCUGGAGAAUGUCAGAAUGGAACUUGAUAACAAGACCUUUCAGACACGCUCUCUAGAUCAAACUGUGGGGAAACAAUCUGAAAAUCUGAGGAAUAUCACCAGCAUGUAUGAACGUGAUAAAAAAUACUGGGCAGGAGCGGUCAAGAAUUUACAAGAAAGAAUUAAGAUAAUGAAAGAAGAGCAUGCUCAGCUUUCUCGCGAGGCACAUGAAUGUACUGAUUCAAUACCUGAGUUGAAUAAAAUGGUCACGGGAGUUCAGGCACUGGUUGCACAGUGUGAGGAUCUCAAGGCAAAGUAUAGUGAAGAGCAAGCAAAGAGAAAGGAGCUGUACAACCAAAUUCAGGAGGCUAAAGGAAAUAUUAGGGUAUUCUGCCGGUGUCGCCCAUUAAGUGAGAAGGAGAUAUCAACUGGACAUGCAACAGUUGUUGACUUUGAUGCAGCAAAGGAUGGAGAUCUGGGGAUUCUAACAGGUGGCUCCUCCAGAAAGACUUUUAAAUUUGAUCGGGUUUACACGCCAAGGGAUAAUCAAGUUGAUGUGUUUGCGGAUGCUUCGCCAAUGGUGAUCUCAGUGCUAGAUGGGUACAACGUUUGUAUUUUCGCAUAUGGUCAAACGGGGACAGGAAAGACAUUUACAAUGGAGGGCACUCAGCAAAACAGGGGGGUCAAUUAUAGGACUCUUGAGCAAUUAUUUAAAAUUGCGAAGGAAAGGAGUGAAACUUUUACAUAUAGUUUAUCUGUUAGUGUGCUUGAAGUCUAUAAUGAGCAAAUCAGGGACUUGUUGGCUACAACUCCAACAUCAAAGAAGUUGGAGAUAAAACAAUCUUCUGAAGGGUCUCAUCAUGUUCCAGGGAUAGUAGAAGCUAAAGUUGAUAACUUAAGGGAAGUCUGGGAUGUGCUGCAGGUUGGAAGCAAUGCUAGAGCUGUAGGAUCCAAUAAUGUCAAUGAGCAUAGCAGCCGGUCUCACUGUAUGCUAUGUGUAAUGGUAAAAGCAAAGAACUUGAUGAAUGGUGAAUGCACCAAAAGCAAGCUUUGGCUUGUGGACCUGGCAGGCAGUGAGAGGCUGGCAAAAACUGAUGCGCAAGGGGAUCGACUAAAGGAAGCUCAGAAUAUCAACAGAUCACUUUCUGCCCUUGGAGAUGUUAUAUAUGCUUUAGCAACUAAAAGUAGUCAUAUUCCAUACAGGAACUCUAAGCUGACACAUUUACUUCAAGAUUCAUUAGGGGGUGACUCCAAAACUUUGAUGUUUGUGCAAAUUAGCCCUUCAGAGCAGGACUUGAGUGAGACUUUGAGUUCAUUAAACUUUGCUACUAGAGUUCGAGGCGUUGAAUUGGGGCCUGUGAGGAAGCAAAUCGAUACAACAGAGCUUCAGAAGAUAAAAGUGAUGCUUGAUAAAGCAAGGCAGGAAUCUAAAUCAAAAGAUGAAUCACUAAGAAAACUAGAAGAAAACUUGCAAAUCCUGGAGAACAAGGCAAGAGGCAAAGACAAUAUUUACAAAAACCAGCAAGAGAAAAUUAAAGAACUCGAAGGCCAACUUGAAUUGAAGUCUACCUUGCAUAGCCAGUCAGAGAAGCAAGUCUCACAACUUUCAGAUAGAUUAAAGGGGAGGGAAGAUAUUUGCAAUGCUCUUCAGCAAAAGGUCAAGGAACUAGAGAACAAGCUUAGAGAGCGACAGCAGUCAGAUUCUGCAGCUUUUCAACAGAAGGCUAAGGAACUUGAGAACAAGCUGAAAGAGCAAGUGCAAGAGUCUGAUUUACAUUCCCUCAUGCUGCAAAAUAAGGUUAAGGAGCUUGAGAGAAAAUUGACAGAGCAGGAAGAGAACUCAGAGGUGUUGUUACUUCAGCAAAAGAUUAAGGAGCUAGAAGAGAAGCUGAGAGAGCAAGAUAAGCAAAUACAAUACAUGCAAGCUCAUGAUUUUCCUAGCACUAUAAAGGCCACACCCCAUGAAGCUAAAAUCUGUGCAAGAGAUGAUGAAUUCCUGAGUGACAUUGAAUCUCAUAUCCUAAGGAGUUCAAAUUCAAUUAACCGGCCUUUAAGUCAUGGGUCUACAUUGCCAAGAGGAAAUGCCAAUGAUAACCUUUAUGAAAUAAGAAAGAAAAGACAAUCCAGAAGUGCAGAAAUAGAGAAUAAUAUGAUACAUGACAACAGGGGCAGAAAAUCUGAUCCUCCCAAAAUUGCAAGGGUUAUGAGACCAACAGCAAAGCCAAUCACAGCUGCUGCUCAAGGGCCUUUGACUCACAAGAGAGUUGUCAGAGAUCAGCAGGGACAGGGAAUUAGAGAGAGGGAGGCUAAGAAAAAGAUUUGGUCUAGAUAGUAUUGCAGCAUUAAUCAUCAAUCAACACUGGUCUGUUGUUUUGUUCUUUCUUUUUUUUUUUUUUUUUUUUUUUUUCAUGUAUUCUUUCUUUUUUUUUUUUUUUUUUCUCAAUGUAUUUUAUCCUCUAAAAUAUAGUUCUUUGUUUUCGUAAUGUGUAUGGAAACUACAUUUUAAAGUUAAUAGAAAUGAAACUAUAACUUUUUUUCUUUUUUUUAAA
Molecule: messenger RNA, 3700 nt
Organism: Jatropha curcas
Lineage: Eukaryota; Viridiplantae; Streptophyta; Magnoliopsida; Malpighiales; Euphorbiaceae
Product: Di-glucose binding protein with Kinesin motor domain-containing protein
Biological process (GO): microtubule-based movement
Cellular component (GO): microtubule cytoskeleton
Molecular function (GO): microtubule binding; ATP binding; microtubule motor activity
Source: RefSeq, a predicted model, not a curated record